This is a messenger RNA of Anthonomus grandis grandis, 867 nucleotides long. RefSeq lists its product as uncharacterized. The transcript has a single exon. The coding region runs from base 1 to 867 and encodes 288 amino acids. NCBI's taxonomy places the organism in Eukaryota, Metazoa, Arthropoda, Insecta, Coleoptera, Curculionidae. The record is from RefSeq and is a predicted model, not a curated record.
AUGCCUUAUCGCGUCACUUCAUUUUUUCUUUCUUCAACAUCAUCAGAUAUAAAUGUUGACAUUUGCAUUCCGAAGUUCUGGGAAAUUCGAUUGAAUGAACAAAUUCUAUUUAAAACCUUUCCCUCACCUGACGAUAUAAAGUGUGAGUUAUUUUUCAAAAAAACGACUACAAGAGAUCCAACCGGUCGGUUUGUCGUUUCUCUUCCAUUUCGAAAUUCAAAACCUGAUUUGGGAGACACAUAUCCUCAGGCGUAUCGUCUGUUUUUACUAUUGGAAAAAAGAUUAAUAAAAUUUCCUACCCUCUACGCCGCUUACUCGAAUUUCAUGAGAGAAUAUUGUGAUAUGGGACACAUGUCUGUGGCUCCUUCAAGCAGUCGUUUUUCUCCUAAACCGACUUGUUUUUUGCCUUAUCACUGUGUGCUGAAACCAGAGAGUGUAAGCACGAAACUUAGAGUAGUUUGGGAUGGUUCAGCCAAAGGGCCUACAGGUAUAAGUUUAAACGAUACCUUACUUCCUGGACCCAAAUUACAAAAGGAUAUUACUUCCUUACUUUUAACUUUCAGAUUAGAUCCUAUUGUGUUUAUUGCCGAUAUUAAACAAAUGUUUCGACAAAUCUUAGUUUCUCCUUCAGAUCGAGAUUUUCAGAAAAUUCUUUGGAGAUUAUCUCCAGAUGAACCGUUACUAGAAUAUACGUUAAAUACAGUUACUUUUAGACUUAGUUGUAGUCCAUAUUUGGCUAUGCGUACAAUUCAAGAGUUAGCUUUGAUAGAACAAGCUAAUUUUCCAAAGGCUAGCCAAGUGCUUUUAAAUCAGAUCUACAUUGACGAUGUCCUGGGUUCAAGCUCUUCUAUCCAAGCUGCUCUUUAA